This is a messenger RNA of Funneliformis geosporum, 165 nucleotides long. Lineage: Eukaryota; Fungi; Glomeromycota; Glomeromycetes; Glomerales; Glomeraceae. The record is from the annotation of a GenBank genome assembly.
AUGGAAUGGUCUGAUACUGAGGGCAGAACAUCUUCAAUAUCACAACAAUUGAAGUUAGAAAUCACGUCACCAGAUGACCAAAUGAAGUCGAUUCAAGAAUUUGAUUUUGUAGAACAAUGUGUAGGGUGUGCAAUUCGAAGCUGGUCAUAUUUAAUUGUAAAGUAG